Molecule: messenger RNA, 1417 nt
Organism: Lytechinus variegatus (green sea urchin)
Lineage: Eukaryota; Metazoa; Echinodermata; Echinoidea; Temnopleuroida; Toxopneustidae
Product: steroid receptor RNA activator 1-like
Exons: 6
Coding region: 1-1134 (377 amino acids)
Biological process (GO): regulation of transcription by RNA polymerase II
Cellular component (GO): nucleus
Source: RefSeq, a predicted model, not a curated record
AUGAAUGUCAUCGGGAUUCUCUACCUAACUCUACCGCACAAUCCAAAAUUUUACUCCGGGAAAAUGGAAGAAGAGAUGAGAUUAGGUAACCGUGACAGAGGAUGGAAUGACCCUCCAAGUUUUUCUUAUGACAAGAUUUCUCAGACCACACCAAGAAAGAACCUUCUCAACCAAAGGGUGGCUAUGCCUCAAAACUACCCAUCUCCUAGCACAGCGACCCUCUCUCCUGCCUCUGGCCCUCCCUCAUCCACUGGUCCUCCUCCGUCUACUGGAAAAUCACCAUUUACUGGUUCUACCUUGACCUGUGGACCUCCCCCUUCUACCGGUCCACCUUCCGGUCCCCCUACUGGACCUCCUCCACCGUCUUCAUGCCUCCCAGGGACAGGUCCAAGCAGAGCUAUGACAUCAUCAGGGAAAUCCCCUGAUUGUGGAGAUGGAGGGGAUGUUUCUUGUGAAGCAACAGUUGCCAUGUUCAGGAAAGUCUUUGAAGAAUGUCAAGAUAAAUUGCAGAAACGUGUAAUAUCAGAUAUUGAGCGGAGACUAAAGCUGUUAGAAGGUUCUUGGCAGAAUAGGAAGUUGUCAUCACCUGUCCAAAAGAGGACUGCUAGAUUAGCUACAGAGUUACAGGCAAGGAAGUAUGACAGUGCUCAUGAAAUUCAUCUUUCCCUAAUGGUAGACCAUGUUAGUGAGGUUAGCCAAUGGAUGGUUGGGAUUAAGAGAUUAAUUCACGAAGCAAGGAUAAUCCUACCAUUCACAGAAUUAGAAACACAGGAUAGUAUAAGUGCUGAAGAUAGACCAAGAACUAUAGACCAGGAACCAUCUGUUCCUACUGCCAAGGAUGAAGAUAGACCAAGAACUGUAGACAAGGUCCAAGAACAUUCUUCUGUUCCUACUACUAAUGAUAAAGACAAGAUCCAGGAACUCUCUUCUAUACCUACUGCCAAGGGUGAUGAUAGACCAGGAAUUGUAGACCAGGUCCAGGAACCAUCUUCUGUUCCUACUGCCAAGGGUGAUGCCGAUUCAUCUAUUCAGGGUCCAAGCGAGAGUGAAUGUAAUGAAGAAUCAAGGAAAGAAACUGAACAGGUGGAGGAGGAUAGGAAAGGAAUGGAAAAUAUGAACAUCACUAAGAGUUGAGAUACAGAGACAAUUCAGCAUAAAGAACUCUUUGGACCUAGAUGAAGAAGGAGGACCAUUAGUUUUCAAAGAAAUUAAGGAUGAUUGUGGUUUGAAGCAGUUCUCCCAAGAUUAUACCCCUAACAUACAAGCAGAGGCAUGAUAGCCACAUAUUAGUGAAGGUUUGGUGAAAACCAGUUUAGAGUAGUACUCAUAAAUCAGUGAUAUGUAAUUUUCAAUAUUUGAAUUGUGACAUCUCCGAAGUUAUUAAUGAAUUCACAAGUACAUUAUUUGUAAUUGUUAU